This is a messenger RNA of Ochotona curzoniae (black-lipped pika), 467 nucleotides long. Its product is annotated as secretoglobin family 1D member 2-like. NCBI's taxonomy places the organism in Eukaryota, Metazoa, Chordata, Mammalia, Lagomorpha, Ochotonidae. The transcript is spliced from 3 exons. The record is from RefSeq and is a predicted model, not a curated record. The coding region runs from base 86 to 358 and encodes 90 amino acids.
GGUUUCCAGGGCUCCAAGCUGCUUGGGUGGAGUACAAGCCUGACUUUGCUUCCUAAAGCUGAUACCUAAAGCAUAAUUCACCACCAUGAGGCUGUCUCUAUGUCUCCUGAUGGUCAUUCUGGCCAUUUGCUGCUAUGAGAGUGAUGCAGCUGCCUGCCCAGAACUUACAGUUGCAAGCUCAAAUUAUCUGCUAACUCCUGAAAAACCAUUCAGAUUGUACCUGUCGAAAUUUGGGGCACCUGCAGAAGCUACCGAGGCAUUUGUGGAGGCAAAGAAAUGCACGGAUCAGAUCUCCCUUGCACAUAGAUUGCUAAUUAAAGGUGUAGUGGCAGAAAUCAUAAAAGCUUGUGAUGUAUGAGCUGCAUAUCACGGUUAAUCCUGGUUUCACCAUCCAUCAAGGAAAGCCUGGAUCCUCAGUACAAUGCAAAGGCGUCAACAAUUUGUUUUAAUAAAUCACUUUCCCUGCA